ACCGCGGCAGAGGCCCGCGCCGUCGCCGUGCCGCGGGUGGUGCGCCCGCGGCUGCGGCUGGCCCGCGCCGACCCCGUCCUGAAGGGCGCGAGCGUGCGGGAGUGGCUCGGCGCCGAGUGCGACGGCUUCUGGGGCAUGCAGGCGGUGAGGCCGCCGACGUGGGGAGACAUCCAGGGCGCCGUGGACGGCAUCUACGACGCGCGCGCGUUCGGAGAGGAGCGCAGCGUGUCGGUGGACGUCCCGGUUGGGGCGGGCCGAGAGGACUUCGACGGGGUGUCCCUGGCUGCCGCCCUCCGAGCCUCCGCGGCCCGGCUGGUCGAGCCCCUCGCCGGCCGUGGCCUCCCCGCCGGUUUCGCCGAGCAGGUGCGGGAGGACGCGGAGGACAUCGGCGUGGCCGUCGCGAGCCUGCUCCCUGCCGCAGACAGGCUGAGCCUCAAGCUGGAGCUCAUGAGCCAUGCCUGCCUGCGGUGGCACCAGGACAACUACGUCGCGCGGGCCAUCGUGUCGUACAACUGCUGCGGCACCGAGUACAUCCACCACGACCACGACUUCUGGGAGCUCAACAACUGCGGCAACAACGACUGCGUUGUCCGCGACCGCGCUCAGGUGCUCCAGGCGGGCGUCGGUGACAUGUGCGGUUGCGCCGCCGCGCACGACCCGCCGAAGCGCCAGCGAGGGGCAGCUGCGCUGCACCGAGGCGCAUUCGAUCCUCGACCUGGUAAUGCUGCGGUGCGUAGCUGUUCGGCAGUCCGGGAUGACAAGCUGUGCACCGUACCGCGUUGGAGAGCGGUCAGUGAGGGCGUCGUCUGGGAGAGCCUUGUGCGGCGCAAGGCGCUGCAGGACGUGCACGGCGCACGCCUGCCGCGGAGGCGCGGGGGCGGAUUCCUCGUCAAGGGGAAGCUGUUCCCGGGUGUGGCCACCGGCCUGGUGCACAGGUCGCCGGACCCGGUCUACCACGCGGACGGCGUGACGGCCAAGACGAGGCUCGUCCUGAAGGUCGACGUGUACGGCCCGCCCGACGCGUACGUCCUGCAGAUAGCGCGGUGAGCUCAUUGCCAGUGCGCUCGUGGGUCGGGCUGCGGGCGGGGGGGCGGCGGGGCAGGGUGUAUCGCUGCGUUCGCUCUCUAGUUGUGGAAGAAGGGGUGUGUUUUUUAUUUCACGCGCGGCCUCGCCGACAUGUGCGAAGACGAUGCUGGCAACCUCGAGCGCCGCUCCCACAUCUGCCGCGUGCCCUGUUGCUGGCACCGAGCAAGGGGUGAGUUUGGAACUGGGCCCGCUUGACCGGGAGCGCUACAGGCCUGCUGCUGUCGCUGCCCCCAGCUUCCGCAGCCUCCUCCUCCUCGUCCUACUCCUCCUGACCCUCCUCCUCCUCCGUGGACGACGGCGGGGCGGCGGGAGCAGACCCGCUCGCCCUGGCUCGAAGAAGAAUGAACGCCAUAUACAUAGAUUGUUUGCGCUCCGCGCGGUUUUCUUGGAGCCGCGCCGGGCGCCCCCCUGGCGGCGCCUCCGGCGCAGCCCUUGGCGCGCUCCGCGCGCCAGGGAGGGGGGUCGGGCGCGGAUCCGAGAACUCCGCGCGGAGCGCCCAAAGUGUAUGUUUAUAUGACGUUUUGUCUUCUUCUACUGGCACCAUGUGGAGCCUCCUGGCCGCCUGCCGCCAGUGGGCCUCGAGGCCUCCCGGCGCCGCCGCCGCUCUCGGCGGCAGCGCGCCGCGCCACGGGCCGAGCAGUCCCCGCGCCGCGGGCCCGGCGAGCGCGCGGGCCGAUCGAGCGGUUCAGGGCUGGUCGAGCCAGA
This is a messenger RNA of Prorocentrum cordatum, 1791 nucleotides long. The record is from the annotation of a GenBank genome assembly. NCBI's taxonomy places the organism in Eukaryota, Dinophyceae, Prorocentrales, Prorocentraceae.